UUCGCGUUCACGGUAGGUUUGAGUGUCAUAAGGCAGGUCGGCUCCGUAAGUUCGUUCCACAUUGUCGGUGGUCUGUCCGGUCUUGACGCUCCUGAUAUUCUUUAAAACAACAUGUGAAUUCGGACGUCACGCCGUGAAAACACCGAAAACAGGUCCGAUGCGCGCGCGAGGCUUGUUCCCCGGGGCAGCCGUCGCUCUCCGCUUGCUCCUGCUCGUGUGCGCGCGCGAGAGCCACCAGCAAAACGCGCUCGUGGUCAGAGAGAAAUGCUCCAGUGCUGAUGAGAAGUUGACCUUGCCAUGGAUAACCCUCUCGUCAGUUUCGUCCAGCGGUUAUGAUGCCUGUCUGCGUCUGUGUCUGCGCAUAAAGCCCCUGUCUGUCAAUAAAACCCUGCGGAUCGAGUUCAACCAAUUAGCAAUCAGAAAUGUCGUUACUCUUUCCAUCUGGAGAGGUCGUCGUAGCAAUACCACUGUUCGGUGGAAACAGUUGUUUGAUGACCACAGCCAGAAAGUUAAAAUCAGAAAUCGUUCUCCAGUCAAUAAACAUCUGGAUAUCCAAAGAGAAUGCGUGUGGGAGUUGAAGUAUGACUGUUUUAUGGCCGAGGCUGGCUGUACUGUCCAUGUGGCUGUUUUUGACGCCAACCGAACCCUCAUUACUGACUCGUACACUGUAAAUCCCUCACCAGAAGAAGACGCAGUGCCUGUGUAUAACAUGAAGUUUGAUAUCUUCUCCAAACGAUUUAUCGUUGGCAUGGAAGCGGGCCAAAAAGUGUAUGUGAGAUUGUGUUAUGAAAACAAACCAGUGUGCAAAGAAAUCGUAUCCAAUAAGAUCGAUACUGAUCUUAAUCGCACAGUCGUUUUAAAUUUUCCUUAUUUGGUCCCCUGUGUAUGCAUGCAGACUUAUUAUGAUGAAGUUGAUGCCAAAAGAGACACCACCUGUCCACUAAAGGACAAAAUACUGCCAGGAGGUGGAGAAGUGUUGUUUAGCAGCUCACUGCAGGACAUUGGUAGCUCAGUUCUUGAAUGGAAGCCUAUUUGCCCCUCAACCCAGUUCAAACCUGUCGUCUCUCUCUGCUGGCAACAUACUCAAAACCACUCGCAGUGUGUUCCUGUGCACAAUUCCACCCUGCACGAGAGUGCUCUGAGAUACAAUGUCUCGGAUGUAGACAGGCACGCCCACAUGUGUUUGAAGUUCGUUCUAAAUGAAAGCCAUCAUGUCUUCUGUCCCUUCAGUUCAGGCGUUUUAUCAGAAUGGGAUGUCACAGUGACGCCUGGAGCUCAGCGGCUGUAUGUAAGACUGUCCUCCAGUAUCCCAGGUUCAUUUGCUGCCCAGCUUUGUGUGGAGAAAGAUGGAGCCUGUGUUGUGAAGGAAAAUGUGCACACUGUUCAGCUGGAAGAAGGAGGUAGAGGCGUUGAGCUGACAGUGCCUCUUCCUUUUUUCACCGUAGGACUGUGUGUGCAGGUGUGGCGGUCUGAACCCGCGCUCCGUGGAAGGAGAAUCAUAUGUCCUGAUUAUACUCACAGGAGAUGGGGUCUUAUUGUUGCUGCUUUGUUGGCUGUCCUGGUUGCCAUAACAACAGUGGGCAUCCUCAUCUACAAUUUAAUUAAACGACAGACAUCAGUAUGGCGCUCUGCUGAGAGAAAACCUGUACUGCUGGUCUGCUCCUCUGAUGAAAAAAGUCACAUUUCCGCCAUGUGUGCUCUAGCCCACGGCUUGCAGGAGGAGCUGCGCAUGGAUGUACGCCUGGCUCAGUGGACACACUGCAGCACACAGUCCUCUUUGGCCCAACUAGGCCCUGCCCCAUGGCUCUACGGCCAGUGCCAGCAGGUACACAGUGUGGGUGGAAUGGUGCUCAUAGCCUGGAGCGCUAAAGCCCAGCAUUCUUUCCUCCGGUGGAGGGAAAGAGAGAAUGCUGAAAAAGUGAAAAAAAACAAAAAGAAGGAUAAAGUGCAGAUGGAUCAACACAGCCAAGCAAAAAGCCAGUCUUCUAUCACAGCACCAGUGUUUAAUGCCGCCCUCAUUAGCUUGUGGGCGGGGCUUCGGAGCGGGAGGCACGGUCAAGGAUUUGGUCUUGUGUGUUUCCGAGGAUUAAGUGGAACAAGGUAUAUUCCGAAAGAGCUCAGAGGAAUUCGGAGAUAUUGCCUUCCUAGAGAUCUCUCAAACCUGAUACAUGAACUGGAUGUAAAUGGGCCAAGAAAUGGGGUCGAAACCAGGAGUAGUUGGUGCUGUUGGCCUCGGCUUUUCUCCAAAGGUCUGUCUUUCUGGUUGUCACAGAGGCUCGCUCAGAGACUAGACGCAUGGCUUCCUCAGACAGCAGCGGGGCCAGCCAGGAAGAGUCUUCUGAGACCAUCGCAUAAAGUUGCCAGUGAAAAGCCAUUAAAUAAAAGACUGAGAAGGGAAAAAUAUCAAAGGGAAAAUCUGCAUCACCAUGCAGUAGACUGUAAACUUGCUACACAGAAAAAGCUCCUAGCAUAAUUUCUGCUUUUAAAGUUACUCUUUCUGAGUGGAAAAAUGGACAGAAGAUAAACGAUUAAAUUUUACAUCGACUGUAAUUUUGCAUGUCUCAAAUGGUGCAAUUUUUUUCCAUUUUCCCAUCAUGCAUUUUUCCAGUUACAUAAAAAUAAUGUAGAAUAUGUAAAGAGGAGAAUUCUGUUCUACUGAAAUGUUUAAGUGAGUAUAGGUGAUACUUUCUCAUCCUGUAGUGUGCAACCGAUAUUUGACCACGUUAACAAUCAAUAAUCGAUUAAUUAUCAAUGGUAAUGACAUUAUAUAAUUUAUUAAAGCUGCACUUACAAACAAAAUGAAAAAAAAAGAAUCAUAGCUGAUCCAUGGGUCAUACUGAGACACUCACCCCCACCCAUGGUUAUACAGGCAUGUGAACAGUGGAUUCAUUGCAAAGUUUGACCAUAAUAUUAGGCAAAAUGCACUUUUAUUUUUUUUUGGUAAAAAAGUUAACCAUCAUAUAACAAAAUAUAUAUUUUGGUGAUUCUUAAUGACUGCUCUUGUAUUUGCAUGAGCACAAGAUAUAUUUUCACUCGCUCAAACUCACUCGUGUAUUCGCUUGCUCUGUGCUUCAUGUUUGCAAUAUCAGAAUGUAAAAUAAGCUAGGCAAUGCAGAAAACCCCUCACUCUCAUUCAUAUCAAUAUCAUAUUAUAUUGGUACUAGAAGUGCAGUCAGCUAUUCUAUAGAACUAUAUAAAUACACCUACAUUUUUUACUAUCCCAAGGCAAAUUUUUCUAGCCAAAGAUGCUAAAAAUUAGCACAGUUACCCGAGAACCUCCCAACCCUUCAACAGUGCAAGUCGCUGAACUUGACGAGUUAAUUCUGAUUGGCCUUUCAAACUUUGAGCGGCAACUGUCUUCUCUUGCGUUGUAUAAGAUGAAUACAUAAGUGUGCUACGGAGCACUAUUAUCCAAAACAAACAUCCUUAAAAAAAUCCUACACGGUUAAUACAUUAUUAAUCAGUUAAAUUGUUGAUGCCAAUAAAUAAUUAUUUAUUUUGGUAGUAUCACUUGAACACAUGCUCAAAAUGGUGCUACAGUAUUCUGGAAUCCUUUCAUCUCCUCGUUUGACCGAAAGAUAACGUGUUGCAAUACAGUCCCUAAUGUGAAGCGCACACGAUCAUUAUGCAUACAGCAUGAAUGGAUCAUCUUUUAUAUGCACUGGUAUUUUUUUCUUUUUUGACAGUAUUAUUUGUAUAUUUUCUUAGAAACUGCAGGCAGUGUCAAGUAGCAGGAGGAGUUCUGUGCUAGUACAAUAGCCACAAACUGUAGUAGGCCAUUGACCAUGGCACUUAACUCCUGUGCUAUAUGUUUCGAUUAUAUAGUUAAUAUAAAGUAAUAAUUCCUAUUAAAUAGUUAUAACGGAAAUCUGUUGUAUUUUUGUUUGUGAAGCUGUAAGGCUAUGCAUCUGUUUACUUAAUUAUAAAUUUAUAAAAUAAAAAAAUGUGCAAAUGAGUUUGGAAAAAAUAUGUGUCUAAAUCAUAACUAUCAGAUUGUCCAUGAUGAGCAAGCCGAGGGCAGCGGUGGCAAGGAAAAAACUUCCUGAGAUGGCAGUAGGAAGAAAUUAUUAGAGAAGAUUGGAGUUAUUGGAGGCUCAUGUACAUGUACAAAGCAUUGUGGGAAUUUCAGUCUUGAACUAUUGAGCUACUGCAGUCACAAGUCAUCAGAGAACAGCAGCUGCAUCAGCCGAGUGCCAUGUAUAGCUCGCCUGAGAGAGACUGGGCGAGAAGGCAAUACAAGUGGUCACAGUCACAUAAUGUGUAUGGUGAAUGUAUGCCGGGACUUUGGCAGGACUAACUUUGACAGCAUAACUAAAAACCAGAAGGAAACAGACAUGAGGGCUCCCUGGGAACUAGCUUUCUUGUUCUGUUGGUAGAUUAUUUGGUUUCUUUGCUUAAAAUUGGCAUAUGGAUAUGGUUUUAUAUAAUGUUUGUUACGUAAUUGACAGUAGUAUCUGUACUGGAAGCUGCAUCAUACAAUAUGUCACUUUGAUGAGGGUGAACAUGCACACAUUGGGGUUAUUCAUGUGUACCCUUCUAGUUUAAAAAGGGCUAUGAAGUCUUAGCUUACAGUCUUCUCAAAACCAUGCUGCACACCCAUUGUUGUAAAAUGCACAACGUUUGCACAAGUGUUAGUGUUUUGUCAUCUGAAGCAUAUUGUUAGUCUAACUAGUCCAGUGUGCCACUUUACAUCAGAAAUGGAAAAAGAAACUGCAUUCCAUUCAGGGAAGGUAGUAAAUGUUUAAAGAUGGUGUGUCCUUCGCUAACAUGUUACAUCCUGCCCUAUACAGUACACGUUAUUGACAAUAUUUCCAUCACACUGAUAUAAUUUGACAAAUGUGAUAAUUUAUAUGCUUACGAUUUACC
Clarias gariepinus (North African catfish) is the source of this 4866-nucleotide messenger RNA. It is a transcript of the gene il17re, whose product is annotated as interleukin-17 receptor E. Bases 158 to 2473 code for a protein of 771 amino acids. The record is from RefSeq and is a predicted model, not a curated record. The transcript is spliced from 17 exons. Lineage: Eukaryota; Metazoa; Chordata; Actinopteri; Siluriformes; Clariidae. Gene Ontology annotation, molecular function: interleukin-17 receptor activity.